GCCCCGCCUUGGAGCCCGCCCAGGAGCCCGCCCACGACCCGCACUCGUGCUGUGCUGGAAUCAAACGGGCGGGCGUCAUCGCGCAAACGACAAUCGGCGUAGGAAUCCUCAGCACAAGCUCCCAGCCUGCGACGCCCGUCAAUCGACCUCCACCACGCUCCCACCCAUACACCUCGGACGCCCCGAACCGCCAUGGCCAACAACCCCGGAAAGCCCACAGGCAAGGAGCCCGGGCUGCGAUACCCAUCCAACGGCAAGACCAUCUACCACAGGCCAUUAAACCGUGGCAAGACGGCCGAGCUGAGCCAGGCCAGCUUCGCGUACCUGUUUGCCGAGAUGGUGACCUAUGCACAACGGCGCAUCACCAACAUCCAAGACCUGGAGAAGCGACUCAACAUGCAGGGCCACCCCAUCGGCGUCAAGCUCCUCGACCUCCUCCUGUACCGCGAGCCGGCCAAGACGCAGGCGCGGCCGCUCAACAUUAUCGCGCUGCUGCACCUGAUCCAGCGCAACGUGUGGACGCACCUGUUCGGGCGCCAGGCCGACCGGCUCGAGCGCAGCAGCGACGCCGACCGGCCCGACGAGUACAUGAUCGUCGACAACGAGCCGCUCGUCAACGCCUACAUCAGCGUGCCCAAGGACAUGUCGCAGCUCAACUGCGCCGCCUUCAGCGCGGGUGUCAUCGAGGGCAUCUGCGACGGCGCCGGCUUCCCCGCCCGCGUCACGGCCCACACGACUGGGUCCGCCGAGGAGCUCGAGAUGUGGCCGGGCAGGACCGUGUUCCUCGUCAAGUUCGCGUCCGAGGUCGUCGAGCGGGAGAACUACCUGCCCAAGAGCUGAGGGUCUUUUUUGGGGGUGAGCGCUGGCGGGCAAAGACGAAGACGAAGCAUGAAUUUUUGGAUUGGUUUUGGUUUUUAUGAUGCUUGGUUGGGCAUAGGCGUGGCGUUUCGGUGGUUCAUCGUUAUCCUACUGUAGAAUGGGAUUUUCCUUUGCACGAUAACGUAGGCGCGGAACUUGGAGUUACUGCAAACCCAAACAGGUAUAGAGAGAAUUAGGCUUGGUGACGCCCUGAUGACACGAGGCACAGAAAAUAGUCAACAGCGUCUGUCCUCCAAAACGAAAUGGGUAUCGGUUGUAUCGCUCAUUGCUCCCCCAAGACAUGAUGUAUCAUAAAACGCUGUCCAAUCAUCUUCACCACCUCCUCCCCAGCCACGCCACAGAC
Messenger RNA from Gaeumannomyces tritici R3-111a-1, 1222 nucleotides. RefSeq names its product trafficking protein particle complex subunit 5. The transcript is spliced from 2 exons. The record is from RefSeq and is a predicted model, not a curated record. Gene Ontology annotation, biological process: endoplasmic reticulum to Golgi vesicle-mediated transport. Bases 193 to 840 code for a protein of 215 amino acids. Gene Ontology annotation, cellular component: TRAPPI protein complex; TRAPPII protein complex; TRAPPIII protein complex. Lineage: Eukaryota; Fungi; Ascomycota; Sordariomycetes; Magnaporthales; Magnaporthaceae.